AUGUAUUUUUUUGGUUCGAUUGAUCUUCGGCCCGCUGUUUCCUUUGCUCGCUCGGCUUGUCUGUUCGUUUGUCUGUCUACCUUUUUUUUUUCGUUCGUUUUUGUCUUCUCUCUUUUCGACAAUCCAACAACGUUUCCUAUCUCAAUCCAACAAUAUUAUACAAGAGAAAAAAAUAAGAAUAAAAAAAACCAAACAACAAAAAGAUUGGAUUCAGAUUGUAGUGGCAGUAAUACUAACAUCAAGACGAUUUCUAGCCUCUUUAGACAAAUACGAUUCAAUUUUGUGAGCAGUUUACCACGCCUGCGUUUAACCCGUUGUUUUCAUUUUAAUAGAACUCAAUUGAAGAUGAGUGAGGAGAGCCUUUUUGAAGUUAGUUCAAAAGUGGGAGUUGAAGAAAUAGCGGAUUAUGCAAAAGAACAUGCAAAAUUACCAGCAAGUUUUAUAGGUUACAGGACCGUAGAUAAAGCGGAAGAGAGUCCACUUAAAGAUUUCGUUAGAAACCAUGGUGGUCAUACCGUCAUUUCAAAGAUUCUAAUUGCAAACAAUGGUAUUGCAGCUGUUAAAGAAAUCAGAUCUGUAAGGAAAUGGGCUUACGAAACAUUUGGUGACGAUAGAGCUGUUCAAUUUGUUGCAAUGGCAACCCCAGAAGAUUUAGAGGCCAAUGCAGAGUAUAUUCGUAUGGCUGAGCAAUACGUAGAAGUUCCAGGUGGUACAAACAACAACAACUAUGCCAAUGUGGAUCUUAUCGUUGAAAUUGCAGAAAGAGCUGACGUUGACGCAGUAUGGGCUGGUUGGGGUCAUGCAAGUGAAAAUCCAGAUUUACCUGAGACGCUUGCAAAUUCUAAACGUAAAAUUCUUUUCAUCGGUCCACCAGGUAACGCCAUGAGAUCUUUAGGUGACAAAAUUUCAUCAACCAUUGUCGCCCAGCACGCAAAGGUUCCAUGUAUUCCUUGGUCAGGUACAGGUGUUGAUAAAGUUCGUAUUGAUUAUGAAUCAGGUUUAGUGUGCGUUGAUGAUGAAAUUUAUAAGCAAGGUUGUUCUACAUCCGCGGAAGAUGGGUUAGAACGUGCUAAGAAGAUUGGAUUCCCAGUCAUGGUAAAGGCCUCAGAAGGUGGUGGUGGUAAAGGUAUUAGACAAGUACAUCGUGCAGAAGAUUUCAUACCGUUAUACAACCAAGCAGCCAAUGAAAUUCCAGGUUCCCCCAUCUUUAUUAUGAAAUUAGCAGGUAGAGCCCGCCAUUUGGAAGUUCAAUUAUUAGCCGAUCAAUACGGUGCAAAUGUUUCAUUAUUUGGUCGUGAUUGUUCCGUACAAAGACGUCAUCAAAAGAUUAUUGAAGAGGCACCAGUUACCAUUGCCAAACCUGAUACCUUUAAGGAGAUGGAGAAAGCUGCUGUCAGAUUGGGUAAAUUAGUCGGUUACGUUUCUGCAGGUACAGUGGAGUAUCUUUAUUCUCAUGAUGAUGAUCAAUUCUAUUUCUUAGAAUUAAAUCCUCGCUUACAAGUGGAACAUCCAACUACAGAAAUGGUUAGUGGUGUCAACUUACCGGCAGCUCAAUUACAAAUUGCAAUGGGUAUCCCCAUGCAUAGAAUAAGAGACAUUAGAAUGCUCUACGGUAUGCACCCUCAACAAUCGACAAAGAUCGAUUUUGAAUUUGCAAACGAAGAAUCUUCCACCACACAGAGAAAGCCAACGCCAAAGGGUCAUUGUACUGCAUGUCGUAUUACAUCUGAAGAUCCAAACGAAGGUUUUAAACCAUCCGGUGGGUCACUUCACGAACUAAAUUUUAGAUCAUCUUCUAACGUUUGGGGGUAUUUCUCCGUGGGUAACAAUGGUGGUAUUCAUUCCUUUUCAGAUUCCCAAUUUGGUCACAUCUUUGCCUUUGGUGAAAAUAGACAAGCAUCUAGAAAGCAUAUGGUUGUAGCAUUGAAGGAAUUAUCCAUUAGAGGUGAUUUCAGAACGACAGUGGAAUAUUUAAUUAAACUUUUAGAAACCGAAGAUUUUGAGAAAAAUACAAUUACUACAGGUUGGUUAGACGAUUUGAUCUCUCAAAAGAUGACCGCCGAAAAGCCGGACCCAACUUUAGCAGUUAUUUGUGGUGCCGCAACAAAGGCAUUCAUUGCAUCUGAAGCUGCUCGUCAAAAUUAUAUCAAUUCUUUGAAAAAGGGUCAAGUGCCUAGUAAAUCCCUGUUGCAAACCAUGUAUCCAGUGGAAUUCAUUCAUGAAGGUAAACGUUACAAGUUUACAGUGGCCAAAUCUGCAGACGACCGUUAUACACUUUUCAUCAAUGGAUCCAAAUGUGAAGUUCGUAUACGUAAACUGUCUGAUGGUGGUCUUUUGAUUGCCAUUGGCGGUAAAUCACAUACGAUUUACUGGAAGGAUGAAGUUAGUGCUACCAGAUUGUCUGUGGAUUCUAUGACUACUUUAUUAGAAGCAGAAGAUGAUCCAACUCAGCUACGUACUCCAUCCCCUGGUAAAUUGGUUAAAUUUUUGGUGGAUAACGGUGACCACAUCGAUGGUGGCCAAACCUACGCUGAAGUGGAAGUCAUGAAGAUGCAAAUGCCGCUAGUGGCACAAGAGAGCGGUGUGGUACAAUUAUUAAAGCAACCAGGUUCCACCAUCGCUGCUGGUGACAUUAUUGCCAUUUUAAGUUUAGAUGAUCCAUCCAAGGUUAAACACGCAUUACCUUUUGAAGGUAUGUUACCAGACUUCGGUGCUCCUAUAAUUGAAGGUACUAAGCCAGCUUAUAAGUUCAGAUCAUUAGAGACUACUUUACAAAACAUUUUGAAUGGGUAUGAUAACCAAGUAAUUAUGAAUCCAUCUUUGCAAGAGUUAAUCAAAGUUCUAAGAGAUCCUCAAUUACCUUACUCUGAAUGGUCCAUGCAAAUCUCCGCAUUGCAUUCUAGAUUACCACCAAAGUUGAAUGAACAAUUGAGUCAAUUGGUGGACCGUUCCUCCAAGAGAAAUGCCCUUUUCCCUGCUAGACAAUUGAAUAAACUAUUGGAAAGUGCAACAAAACAACCUGAUUCUGAUCCUUCGUUGACACCUGUGGUGGAACCAUUAUUGGAUGUCACUCGCCGUUAUGCCAACGGUUUAGAAGCCCAUGAACACUCUGUUUUUGUGAAAUUCUUGGAAGAGUAUUACAACGUGGAAAAACUGUUUAGUUCUACCACCGAGGACAACGUUAUCUUGAAAUUGAGAGAUGAAUAUUCCGACAAUUUGGAAAAAGUGGUGGUCAUCGUUCUAUCUCACGCUAAGGUCGCCGCUAAGAACAACUUGAUUUUAGCCAUUUUGAGACACUACCAACCUUUGUGUAAGAUGUCUUCCCAGGUGGCUUCCAUUAUCUCAGGUCCUUUAAAACACAUUGUGGAAUUGGAAUCAAAGGCUACUGCUAGGGUUGCCUUGCAAGCUAGAGAAAUUCUAAUCCAAGGUGCUCUACCAUCUGUUAAGGAAAGAUCUGAACAAGUGGAACACAUUUUGAAAUCAUCUGUGGUUAGACCUACUUAUGGCGCAACCAAUCCAAAACGUUCAGAACCUGAUAUGGAAGUCUUAAAGGACUUGAUUGAUUCCAACUAUGUGGUUUUUGAUGUUUUGACUCCAUUCUUGAGCUACCCAGAUCCUGCUGUGGCAGCUGCUGCAGCUCAAGUUUACGUUCGUCAUGCUUACAGAGCUUAUACCAUUGGUGAGGUCAAAGUUUGUGAAGGUACUACUACACCAAUCUGCAAAUGGAAAUUCCAAAUGCCAUCUGCAGCUUUCACCUCUAUUCCACAAAUUAAAACUAAAUUCGGUAUGAACAGGGCUAUCUCUGUCUCUGAUUUGACCUACGUGGCUGAUCCUGAAAAUUCUCCACUAAGAACUGGUAUCUUGGUGUCUGCCGAACACUUGGACGAUGUGGAUGAUUCUCUUGCCCAAAGUUUGGAAACAAUCCCUAACACAUCUUCUUCUGCAGCAGCUGCUGGUCCUGUUCCUGACAGAUCUGUUAGCUCUUCAUCUUUGAGUAAUGUGACUAACGUUUACGUUCAAUCCACUGAUGGCUUUGAAUCUGAAGCCGAUGUCUUGAGCAGAUUGAGAGAAAUUUUAGAUUCCAACAAGCAAGAAUUGAUCUCCUCUGCUAUCCGUCGUAUUACAUUUAUCUUUGGUUACAGUGAUGGUUCUUAUCCAAAGUAUUACACUUUCAAGGGACCUGCUUAUGAGGAAGAUAAGACCAUUCGUCACAUUGAACCUGCCUUGGCUUACCAAUUGGAAUUGGGAAGAAUGUCCAACUUCAACAUCAAGCCAAUCUUUACUGAAAACAGAAAUAUUCACGUUUAUGAAGCUGUUGGUAAGAGUACUCCUUUGGAUAAGAGAUUCUUCACUAGAGGUAUCAUUAGAACCGGUCGUAUCCGUGAUGACAUUUCUAUCCAAGAAUAUUUGACCUCUGAAGCCAAUAGAUUGAUGAGUGACAUCUUGGACAACUUGGAAAUUAUUGAUACUUCUAACUCUGACUUGAACCACAUCUUUAUCAACUUCUCUGCCGUAUUUGACGUUUCUCCUGAAGAUGUGGAAGCUGCCUUUGGAGGAUUCUUGCAAAGAUUUGGUAAGAGAUUAUUGAGAUUGCGUGUUGCCUCUGCUGAGAUCCGUAUCAUUAUUAAGGAUCCCGAAACUGGCGCACCAGUUCCUCUACGUGCAUUAAUCAACAAUGUCUCUGGUUAUGUUGUUAAGACUGAGUUAUACACCGAAGUUAAGAAUGCGAACGGUGAUUGGGUCUUUAAAUCCUUGGGUAAACCAGGAUCCAUGCAUUUAAGACCUAUUGCCACACCAUACCCUGUAAAGGAAUGGUUGCAACCAAAACGUUACAAGGCACACUUGAUGGGCACAACUUAUGUGUAUGAUUUCCCUGAACUAUUCCAUCAAGCCCUUGUCUCACAAUGGCAAAAAUUCUCUCCAAAGACUAAGUUGAACGAUAAUUUCUUCAUUGCCAAUGAAUUGAUUGAAGAUGAAAAUGGUGAACUGACUGAAGUUGACCGUGAACCAGGUGCUAACACUAUCGGUAUGGUUGCUUUCAAAAUUACCGCCAAGACACCAGAGUACCCUCGUGGUCGUCAAUUUGUGAUUGUCUCCAACGAUAUCACUUUCAAGGUUGGUUCUUUCGGACCUCAAGAAGAUGAAUUCUUCAAUAAGGUUACUGAAUACGCCAGAAAGCGCGGUAUUCCUAGAAUCUACUUGUCUGCCAACUCUGGUGCUAGAAUCGGUAUUGCUGAAGAAUUGGUCCCAUUAUUCCAAGUUGCAUGGAAGGAUCCUAAGGAUUCUACAAAGGGAUUUGAUUACUUGUACUUGACAUCUGAAGGUUUAAGAGAACUAAAGAAAUACGGUAAGGACCAUAGCGUUGUUACUGAACGUGUUGUCGAAAACGGUGAAGAAAGACAUUUAAUCAAGGCUAUCAUUGGUGUCGAUGAAGGUUUAGGUGUGGAAUGUUUGAGAGGUUCUGGUUUAAUUGCUGGUGCCACUUCAAAGGCCUACCAAGAUAUCUUCACCAUUACUUUGGUUACUUGUAGAUCCGUCGGUAUUGGUGCUUACUUGGUUAGAUUGGGUCAAAGAGCUAUUCAAGUGGAAGGUCAACCUAUCAUCUUGACUGGUGCACCAGCCAUCAAUAAGGUGUUAGGUAGAGAAGUCUACACUUCUAACUUGCAACUCGGUGGUACUCAAAUUAUGUACAACAAUGGUGUUUCUCAUUUGACCGCUUCUGAUGAUUUGGCUGCUAUUGAAAAGAUUCUAGCAUGGUUGUCCUACAUUCCAGCUAAGCGUAACAUGCCAGUACCAAUCUUGGAGACUGAAGAUAAAUGGGAUAGAGAGGUGGAAUACUUCCCACCUAAGGAGGAAACUUACGACGUGAGAUGGUUAAUUGCCGGUCGUGAUUCUCCUGAAGGAUUCGAAAGAGGUUUGUUCGACAAGGACUCCUUUAUGGAAACACUUUCUGGCUGGGCUAAAGGUGUUGUUGUUGGUAGAGCUCGUCUAGGUGGUAUUCCAAUGGGUGUCAUUGGUGUCGAAAUUAGAACCAUGCAAAACUUGACCCCUGCAGAUCCUGCUAACCCAGAUUCUACUGAAUCUGUGUCUCAAGAAGCUGGACAAGUGUGGUACCCUAAUUCUGCUUUCAAGACUGCUCAAGCUAUCCGUGAUUUCAACCAUGGUGAACAAUUGCCUUUAAUGAUCUUAGCUAACUGGAGAGGUUUCUCUGGUGGUCAAAGAGACAUGUACAACGAGGUCUUGAAAUAUGGUUCCUUUAUCGUCGAUGCUCUUGUCGAUUACAAGCAACCUAUUAUGAUUUACAUUCCUCCAACAGGUGAAUUGAGAGGUGGUUCCUGGGUUGUUGUUGAUCCAUCGAUCAACAAGGAACACAUGGAAAUGUAUGCCGAUAAAGAAUCUAGAGCAGGUGUUUUGGAACCAGCUGGUAUGGUUGGUGUCAAAUACCGUAGAGAGAAGUUGUUGGCCACUAUGUCUAGAUUGGAUGACACCUACAGAUCAUUGAAGGAGAAAUUAUCUGAUGCAUCUUUGAGCCCAGAAGAACAUCAAGAAAUUUCCAAGAAAUUGUCCAUCCGUGAGAAACAGUUGUUACCAAUCUACAGUUCCAUCAGUGUCCAAUUUGCCGACUUACACGACAGAUCUGACCGUAUGUUGGCUAAGGGUGUGAUUAGAAAAGAAUUACAAUGGGUUAAUUCUCGUCGUUUCUUCUUCUGGAGAUUGAGACGUAGAUUGAACGAGGAAUAUUUGAUGAGAAGAUUGGAUGUUGAAUUACCACUUGCUUCCAGGUUGGAAAAGAUCGCCAGAUUGAGAUCUUGGUACCCAGCAUCUGUUGACCAUGAAAAUGAUAGACAAGUGGCCUCUUGGAUUGAAGAAAACUUCCAAUUGUUAGAUGAACAUUUGAAGGCUUUGAAACUAGAAUCCUUUGCUCAAAGCCUGGCUAAAUCUUUGAGAAGUGACCACGAUAAUGUUAUAACUGGUCUCUCCGAAGUGUUGAAGAUGAUGUCCGCUGAGGAUAAGGAGAAGAUCAUCAAAAGCUUGAAAUAA
Messenger RNA from Zygosaccharomyces rouxii, 7041 nucleotides. RefSeq names its product acetyl-CoA carboxylase ACC1 (gene ACC1). Gene Ontology annotation, molecular function: metal ion binding; acetyl-CoA carboxylase activity; ATP binding. The record is from RefSeq and is a predicted model, not a curated record. Bases 1 to 7041 code for a protein of 2346 amino acids. Lineage: Eukaryota; Fungi; Ascomycota; Saccharomycetes; Saccharomycetales; Saccharomycetaceae. The transcript has a single exon. Gene Ontology annotation, biological process: fatty acid biosynthetic process.